Molecule: messenger RNA, 1201 nt
Organism: Lotus japonicus
Lineage: Eukaryota; Viridiplantae; Streptophyta; Magnoliopsida; Fabales; Fabaceae
Exons: 10
Coding region: 139-897 (252 amino acids)
Source: RefSeq, a predicted model, not a curated record
CCUUAGCAUCCCCAUGUUAAGGUUCGAGUUCCAACACGCACGCACCCUUCUUCUUCUUCUUCUUCUUCUUCUUCUUCUUCUCAUUUUGUCUCUAUAGCAUUGGUAGCUAUUCAUUACUCUGUUUCUGAACAAGUAAGAAUGGGGAAGAUUCCAUUGGCAAGUGGUUUGAGAACUCUCUUCACUGUUCUCGGAGCUCUCAUGCUCGCUACUCUUCUCUACACAAUCUUCACAGAUGGUCUUCCAUUCCGCAAAGAGCUUCUCACACCAUGGAUGGCAGCAACUUUGGUUGAUUUCUACAUCAACAUUGUACCUUUCAGUGUCUGGAUUGCUUACAAGGAAUCAAACUGGAUCAGCUCACUUCUGUGGAUAAUUUUUCUUGUCUGCUUUGGAAGCAUUACCACAUCCGCCUAUAUUGUUCUGCAAUUUGUGAAGCUGUCAUCUCAAGAAUGUUCACAGGAUCCCAUGUAUUAUGUUCUGUUGCGGCAUCCACAUAAGAAUGAUGCAGAACCAAAAGGAAAAAUUUCUUUUGUUGCGAUGCUAAGAAUCAUUUUCAGCAUUUUGGGUGUUGUUAUGCUUGGAACUUUGGUUUACACUCUUGUCACUGAUGGCUCUCCUUUCCGUACAGAGCUUUUAACUCCGUGGAUGGUUGCAACGCUAGUUGAUUUCUACAUCAAUGUCACAGCUCUAGCAGUAUGGGUUGCCUACAAAGAAUCUAGUUGGAUUUGUGCAGUCCUUUGGAUAAUUCUAUUGAUAUGCUUUGGCAGCAUUACUACUUGCGUCUACAUUGUCUGCCAGCUGUUGCAGAUAUCUAUUCAAGAUCAUGCUUACCUUGUUUUAGUGCCUCAUGGUGACAGGGCAGAAAACAAAUAUAAAGGGCUUUCAGGCGAGGCAACAUAGCAAAGGUGUUAAUGAACAAAAGGCAUGUGGGACAAGAAAAGUGAUAAGAUAAUCCCUGCACAGAUACUGUAACACAUGAAGGCAGAAAAUUAACUUACCACAGGAGAUUGUCUCUGCGAACGAUGGUAACAACUAGACAGUGUCGUUCUCCUAGACAUAAAUUAAACAGUUAUUAUGUAAAUAUUUGUUGAUUAUUCUACUUCGGUGUGUUAUGUAAGCUUUGAUUAUUUCCCUGUAUACUGUAUUUAAUUUCAAAGUUUAAAACGUGAUUUAAUUAUAAUUUUUUUGGAUUUUUUAUGGGAAA